Molecule: messenger RNA, 2607 nt
Organism: Amphibalanus amphitrite
Lineage: Eukaryota; Metazoa; Arthropoda; Thecostraca; Balanomorpha; Balanidae
Exons: 2
Coding region: 558-2549 (663 amino acids)
Source: RefSeq, a predicted model, not a curated record
GGCACGAGCUACACGAAAUAAAAUUUUGCUGAAGUAGAAAAGUAGGACGGAAAUAAUUUGGAACAAGUAAAAUAGGUUAGAACAAAGGUUUUGAAAAUAAGUAUCGAAACCGCACGACAAGGAAAGAAGAAGUUAAGUGAUAUUUAAGUUUACUUGGUGUAGAAUAAGAUAAGCCUUUCAUGUAGCCGCGGACCAAAAAUCGCUUUUGACGGUGGUUGUGGUUGAGAAUGUGUGCGUGAAAGAAGAAGAACCUGUGAGAAGGACGGUGAUAAGAACCGGUGUGAAGUGUGCUAUUUUGUGCCUGAGUUUGUAUUUUAUUUUAAUACCGAAAUAUUACGACAUCCCGAUCAACUUUAGUUUGAAAUAAAUCAGAGUAAAAUCACUCAGCUCAAGCCACCCGUAAAGCAUUAUCCAGCGCCUACAUUUAGUCAAAAGCGAUUUUCUACGUUUAUGAUUCUUACUUUUAGUCAAGUUUAAGAUAUGAAGAUAUGAAGUUUGUUUAACGUAAGUAUCAUUUAACGUAAACAACGCAAGUGUAAGUCAAAGUACAUAAGAAGAUGGGAGCUGACUCUCCAAACGACCUACCGUUACGUACGGCAAAGUCCCUACGGGAAGAACUCAGAAAAAGAGGCCUGUCGACAAGCGGCAACAAGGCUGCUCUGAAAGAAAGACUGGAGAAAGCUCUAGCUGCCGAAGAGCAAGCGGAGGCAAUUGAAUGCAGAAGCUCAAUGUCACAUGCAUCUCUCGUUUCAAGUUCCUCUACCUCAAGCCAAAGAGCCCAAGAAACUCUUAAGAGGGCAGAGCUAGAGGCCAAAGUAGCUCUACUCGAAGAAAAAGAACGACUUCUUCGUGAAGAAAUGGAGCUUAAGAUGAAACGAGAGAGGCUACAGCUGCGAGAAGAAAUUGCGCUUGCUGAAGCAAGAGAAAAAGCACUUGAGAUGAGCGCGAGUGUCCUCAAUGAAGAGACCAUUCCAAGACGACAAGGCUCAGCUGCGAAUGGCGAUGACAAUGACGAUUCGCAACGAGAACUGACAGCUAUUCAAGCACUGUUAACUCAACAGAAGAGAACUCUGCUACCCCAGUCGCAGAUUCAGGCUUUCCGAGGCGAUCCUUUGGAGUAUAAAGGAUUCAUCCGCGCAUUUGAAAGCAGGAUAGUCAAAAGGACAGAAGACUGCGCGGAGCGCCUGCACUUUCUGGAUCAAUACACAGACGGAAAGCCCAACACCAUAGUGCGGAGCUACAUGCACAUUGAUCCAGUAAAGGGCUACGCUGAGGCUCGGAAGGCUCUCGACCGAAAAUACGGCGAUGACUACAAAAUAUCUAAGGCGUACGUGGAGACGCUGCUCACCUGGCCCGCGAUCAGAGCCACGGAUAUAGACGGGCUGGAGGACUUCGCUAUCAAACUGAGAGGCUGUUUGAAUGCUAUGGAAGACAUCAGCAGUCUAACUGAGGUAAACCACCCAAAGAACCUGCAGAAGAUUGUUGGCAAGCUGCCAGCCGCCCUUCAAGAGGGCUGGCGCCGGUUAGCCUUCUCUCUGACAAGACAGGACGCGAAGCCCAGCUUUCAAGAUGUCGUGGAGUUCGUGGAGAAGGAAGUGGAAGUGGCGGCCGAUCCCGUGUUUGGAACCGCUGAGAUGGCUGCUAUCUCCAGUGGAACAAAGUCAUCACCUGUAAACAGAAGAGAACAAGCUGUAAAAGUGAAGAAAUCGAAAAUUCAUGUGACGAAAACAACGGAAGAUGCAGCAAACGGCGAACUCCGCCGGCUCUGUCCGUGUUGCAAGGAAGGUCACGACCUGGAAGCGUGCCAGAAGAUGCUGCAUAAAACUACCAGCGAGAGACUGGAGCUGGUCAAGAAAAGUGGACUAUGCUUUGGAUGCCUCCGAUACGGGCACAGCUCUAGACAGUGUCGCAAAAGGAAGACAUGCUCGAAGUGCGGCUCUCGUCACCCAACUCUGCUUCACAUGGACUCAAGAAAUUCAGAAGAAGGAAGACCCGGUCCGCUGCCCGAGCCAAGAAGUGAAGUAUGCGGCGGAACGACGACGGACCGAGCCGGACCUGUCAUGUCCAUACUACCCGUGCUGGUCACGGGCAGGAACGGAAAAACAAGCCAAACGUACGCCUUUCUUGACAGUGGCAGCUCGGCAACAUUCAUCACCAACGCUCUCGCUGAGAAGUUGAAGCUAAAGGGAGAAGAAACGUCACUGGCGAUAACGACCGUGGAGCAAGACGAGCUUAAAAUCAGCAGCCAAGCCCUAACCGGACUUCAAGUAUCAAGCCUGGACGGGAGCGGCAGCGUAAAACUGCCGUGUACAUACACAAUCAAGAAGAUCCCUGUCACGAGCAGCGAUAUACCGGACGCAUCUGUCGUGCAGCAGUGGCCUCACCUCGCUGGCAUCAAGAUUCCGGUCGUGGAAGCAGAAGACGUCGGCCUGCUGAUCGGAUGUAACUGUCCUCUCGCCAUGGAGCCCUGGGACGUCGUACACUGCGAAGACGGCGGACCAUACGCCAUCAAGACCCGCCUCGGCUGGACCAGAAUGACGCAGAAGUGAAGCGACCUGCGAUAGUUUCGGUCACAAGCACCUCAGAGAAGAACCCCACAGACAGACU